Messenger RNA from Amorphotheca resinae ATCC 22711, 1322 nucleotides. RefSeq lists its product as hypothetical. Gene Ontology annotation, molecular function: methyltransferase activity. The transcript is spliced from 3 exons. NCBI's taxonomy places the organism in Eukaryota, Fungi, Ascomycota, Leotiomycetes, Helotiales, Amorphothecaceae. Bases 34 to 1062 code for a protein of 342 amino acids. The record is from RefSeq and is a predicted model, not a curated record.
GUUUUCGUUACAUCCACCCCCACUGCCGGUGCGAUGGAGCAGAAUCCAAACCAGCUUGAGGAUACCCAUGUGGAAGUCGAUUCUGAGCCUGCCAGCGACGGGGACUCGACCUAUGGAGGCGGCAGCUCUGGAACCUCGUCCGCCUCCCUCUCAUCCUCGGUCCUCAAUUACACCUAUGAAAACGGCCGCCGAUACCACGCAUAUCGAGCCGGGGAGUAUAUAAUGCCCAACGACGAGGAAGAGCAACAUCGUCUUGAUCUGAAGCACCACGUGUUCAAGUUGCUUCUUGGAGGAAAGCUAUUUCACGCCCCGAUCCCACCAAAUCCACAACGCAUACUUGACGUCGGCACGGGCACGGGCAUCUGGGCAAUUGAAGCUGCUGAUGAAUACCCAAGUGCAGAGGUUAUUGGUAUUGAUCUGAGUCCAAUUCAACCUACAUGGGUGCCUCCGAACUGUAAAUUCAUAGUCGACAACGCGGAAGACGAGUGGCCCUAUACGCCCAGCGCGUCGUUUGAUCUGAUUCACUGGCGCGUCUUGGCUGGGUCUAUAAGGGAUUGGCCGCGCCUGUACGAGCAAGCUUAUAAGCAUCUGCGGCCUGGAGGGUGGAUUGAGGCGCAAGAGCACGACGUCCGGGUAUCCUCUGACGAUGACACGGUCGAAAAUGCAAAAGAACUUGUUCGGUUUUUCAAACAAGUGGACGAAGCAAGUGAGAAGACUGGGAAGAAGAUGGAUGUCGUGGCUGAGAGCCAGAAGCAGUGGAUGAUCGAUGCAGGAUUUGUUGACGUGCAUGACGUGGUUUAUAAAGUACCGAUAGGAUCGUGGCCUAAAGACAAAAGACUCAAGGAAAUCGGCCUGUAUUACCAAGCGCAGUGCCUGCAUGCUAUUGAGUCCAUCAGCAUGGCUCUCUUUACUCGCGUGCUAGGAUACAGCUACGAGGAAGCGCAUCUCAUGAUGAUAGGCCCUCGAAAAGACAUGAAAAAUCGGGACCUUCACCUGUAUAUGAAGUUUCAUUUUGUGUACAGCAGAAAGCCAUUGCCAGGUGAAAUUUCACAAGGACAAUGAGGCUAUUAUAGGAGAUUUUAGUGCAGGAGAUGAUAAAGUAAGGUACCUACUGACCUCUGUCGUCUCGAUGAGUCGGGCUCGCGAUCCACGCCCGCCCCAUUGUUAUGCGGCACCCCCCUCCCAGCAGAAGUUCUGCUAGUAUCUACUUUGCGUAUUACCCUACCUAAUGUCUAGUACGUAUUGUCUGUAUAAGGUAGUUAGUGUCACGGUCAAGGAUUCUGUUAGACUGGAUUAACGUUGUUCCAGGCUCUAGCAUUAAG